Molecule: messenger RNA, 1460 nt
Organism: Galeopterus variegatus (Sunda flying lemur)
Lineage: Eukaryota; Metazoa; Chordata; Mammalia; Dermoptera; Cynocephalidae
Gene: SERPINA5
Product: serpin peptidase inhibitor, clade A (alpha-1 antiproteinase, antitrypsin), member 5
Exons: 5
Coding region: 101-1321 (406 amino acids)
Biological process (GO): negative regulation of endopeptidase activity
Molecular function (GO): serine-type endopeptidase inhibitor activity
Source: RefSeq, a predicted model, not a curated record
CUGCAGUUCAGCCAGCCCUCUGCCCUCUCCUGAGCCCGACAGAUUGCCACCUCCACUGUGUGCACACUCGGCCACCGGACAGAAACAGGGGACAGCCAGGAUGCGGCGCUUCCUCCUCCUGUGCCUGCUGCUCCUCAGCCCUCAGGGUGCCACCCUCCACCGCCACCACUCCCGGGAGAUGAAGAAGAAAAUCAGGGAACUCCGUUUAGGUGCCACGGUGGUUCCCAGCAGCGGGGACUUUGCUUUCAACCUCUACAGGACUUUGGCUUCAGCUGCUCCUGACCAGAACAUCUUCUUCUCCCCUUUGAGCAUCUCCAUGAGCCUCGCCAUGCUCUCCCUGGGGGCUCAGUCCAACACGAAGACGCAGAUCCUGGAGGGCCUGGGCCUCGCGCCCGUGGCGGGUGCAGAGGAGGAACUCCAUAAGGGCUCCCAGCAGCUCCUGCUCGAGCUCAACCAGCCCAGAGACGGCUUCCAGCUGAGCCUCGGCAACGCCCUGUUCACAGACCCCAAGGUGAGCGUUCAGGACGCCUUCCUGAGUGCCGUGAAGACACUGUACCUGGCAGACACUCUCCCCUCCAACUUUGGGGACCCCGCAGGGGCCCAGAAGCAGAUCAACGAUUAUGUGGCAAAGCAAACUAAGGGCAAGAUUGUGGAUUUGAUUAAGAACCUCGAAAGUACGGACAUCAUGGUUAUGGUGAACUACAUUUUCUUUAAAGCUAAGUGGGAGACAAGCUUCAGCCAUGGAAGCACCAAAGAGCAGGACUUCCAUGUGACCCCGGAGACCACGGUGCGUGUGCCCAUGAUGAACCGUGAGGACCAGUAUUACUUCCUCCUGGACCGAAACCUCUCUUGCAAGGUGGUGGGGGUCCCCUACCAAGGCAAUGCCACCGCUCUGUUCAUUCUCCCCAGCGAGGGCAAGAUGGAGCAGGUGGAGAAUGGACUGAAUGAGAAAACGCUGAGGAAGUGGCUUAAGAUGCUCACGAAGAGGAAGCUCGACCUUUACCUUCCCAAGUUCUCCAUCGAGGGCUCCUAUCAGCUGAACAAAGUGCUCCCUGGGCUGGGGAUCAGUGACGUCUUCACCUCCCAUGCUGACCUGUCUGGCAUCACCAGCUUCUCCCAAAUCCACAUGUCAGAGAUGGUGCACAAAGCCGUGGUGGAGGUGGACGAGUCAGGAACCAAAGCUGCCGCAGCCACAGCGGCAAUCUUAGGAUUCAGGUCAGCCCGACUGAGCUCUCAAAUGGUCAAGUUCGACAAGCCCUUUCUGAUGCUCAUUGUGGAGAACAAGAGCAUCCUCUUCUACGGCAAAGUGACCCACCCCUGAGAUGGGGGCUUCUCCUCAAAUCCACAGGCCUCCAUGGCGAGGUGUGCUCUGGCCCAUCUGUCUGCUGAUAGCUAGUACUUCACAUAGGUUUAGUUGACUAAUGUGGCAUCACAAAUAAAAAUAACAUUGAUAUACCGAU